This is a messenger RNA of Diorhabda carinulata, 1294 nucleotides long. RefSeq names its product leucine-rich repeat-containing protein 23-like. Gene Ontology annotation, molecular function: protein binding. NCBI's taxonomy places the organism in Eukaryota, Metazoa, Arthropoda, Insecta, Coleoptera, Chrysomelidae. Gene Ontology annotation, cellular component: cytoplasm. The coding region runs from base 37 to 1251 and encodes 404 amino acids. The transcript has 2 exons. The record is from RefSeq and is a predicted model, not a curated record.
GUGUCAACUAGACAUCUCAAAUAAACAGAAAUAAAAAUGGAAGAGGAACUUCCUGGCGAAGGAAGUUUUAUUCCGAGAAAAUGGGAAGAACCGCUACAGUUUCUGAUAGACCAAAUAGUAGAUUUGAAAUUAACAUUCGAAGAAGCUUCAAGAAGUUUAAAUACGUUAGGUAAAGAUGAGAGUGCUGUAAGAUAUGCUUAUUUAAUGCUAACAGCAACCGAUCGUAAGUUAACCGACAUAUCCGUAAUAGUGAAUUUCAGUCAUUUGCAAUUUGUGGAUUUGAGUGGUAAUUAUCUAACACUGGAAGCUUUGCAAGUUCUAAGUCAACUGCCUUAUUUGUUGUAUAUAAGAGCGGAAAGAAAUCGCAUAGAAUCGGCUGGUUUGAACCCGAUGCAUUUUUUACAAGUUCUCAUUUUCAAUAAAAAUUCCAUAAGAGAAACGGGCGAAAUAUGUCAACCGAUACUUGAAACUUUAGAACUAGCGGAUAAUUUCAUCUACACGGUUCAAUUCGAUGCCGAACGUUUGGAAAACUUGAAGGAGCUCGUCCUCAGUGGAAACCAUUUAUUAGAUACUUCGGGCACCUAUCCCAAAAAUUUAGAAAAACUAUUUAUGGGUAAAAACAAGAUCAUCAGAAUAAACAGCGAUUUAGUUCAAUUGAAAAAACUCAAAUAUUUGCAUUUAAGAGAUAACAACAUAAGAAAACUCACCGGGUUCAGCGAAACGUUGGAAAAUCUCACGUAUCUCAACUUGAGAAGCAAUAAUAUAAAUAAAGUAAGACAACUAAGGAAACUUAAUUGUCUUCCUAAAUUAGAAACGCUAAUAGUAUUAGAUAACCCAUUUUAUAAAAGGGAUAUGAAAAGGAAAGAGGAAGAAGACGCCGGAGAAGACAAGACCACUGAUUAUACAGAUACAACUACUGAAGUAACGGAUAAAACGGAAUACUAUGGGGAAGGCGGUCCGCCUCCUGCUCCUCCUGUUGACGUCCUUAGAGUUAGAAUUCUUGCUCUGUUGCCAAAUCUCAAAAGGUUGAAUAAAGAUUUUGUCACUUUAGAUGAACAGGAAGUCGUCGAAUCGACGAGGCAAUCUUUGUUAGACGAAAUAUUCGAAGAAGAGAGUAGCGAAGAUGACACCGACGUUGCUACAACUACCAGUUAUACUACAGACUUUACAACAGAAACAGACUUCGGUGAACAGGUAUUAGAACAGGAGGAACAGAUCGAUCUUAAGACUGUUGAAUUUGCGGAUAUGUAAAAUAGGAAAAUGCCAGUCAGUAAUAUAGUUUACUUUAAUAUUA